Molecule: messenger RNA, 3485 nt
Organism: Hippocampus zosterae (dwarf seahorse)
Lineage: Eukaryota; Metazoa; Chordata; Actinopteri; Syngnathiformes; Syngnathidae
Product: phosphatidylinositol 4,5-bisphosphate 3-kinase catalytic subunit gamma isoform
Exons: 12
Coding region: 7-3297 (1096 amino acids)
Biological process (GO): phosphatidylinositol-mediated signaling; phosphatidylinositol 3-kinase/protein kinase B signal transduction; cell migration
Cellular component (GO): plasma membrane; phosphatidylinositol 3-kinase complex, class IA; phosphatidylinositol 3-kinase complex, class IB
Molecular function (GO): 1-phosphatidylinositol-4-phosphate 3-kinase activity; 1-phosphatidylinositol-3-kinase activity
Source: RefSeq, a predicted model, not a curated record
UCUUCAAUGGAUCUCUGUCCGCUUGCUGCGAACUCACUCGCAUGGACCCAAAAACGAUCAGAGGACAAGUUGAAGCUCAUCUGUGAGUUUCGAUCUGGCUCGAGGCUCCCCAUUGGUGACCGUACAGAUGGGGAGAUGGUGUCAGUGAUGCUUCCUGCUCGUUGCACUGUCCAUGAGUUGAGGAUGUACAUCUCUAUGCAGAUGCAGAACUGCCAUCCAGAUCCAUCUGCAAUACUGGAUCCCGAAAGGUACACUGUACUAUUUUCCAAGGGAAAAGACUGGUAUGAGGCCUAUGACGAUUCUCAGAUCAUCAGGACACUUGAUAUGACACGGUGGUAUGAUGACGAUGUCCUUCUAACAGCCCACAUUGUGCUGAAGGAGACGGUGGCGGUCGACUGUGAGAUGAAACAUAAACGGAAUCAGUUUCUUGCCUUCUUGAUCGGGCACGAUCUGGAAAAAGAGGCAUCAGACAAACACUGUGAACUCGCAUACACCCGCAGGAAACUGGCGUGUUCCAGAAACCAAGAGCUAAGAAAUCGGGAUGACACAUUGUACAACACGGAGCCUUGGGUAGCAAACACCCCGGUCCCGACUGACUUAAAGCACUUGCUAAAUAGAAAACUCUCUGUUACCCUACAUUACAUGGACCAGAUCAGUUUCAGUAUACGUGUGGAUUUCAGUGCCACACCUGAUAUCCUUCUUCAAUUUUUUCGAAGUGUGAUGGCGCAAGAGAGGCGUCAAAUCUCAGACACCUUGGUGUUAAAGGUGACAGGAAGGGAAGAGUUUUUGUCCGGGGACUACCCUCUAAAAGAUUUCCUCUGGGUGCGACAGUGCUUGAAAGAAAGUCAAGGUCUCCACCUGUCCGUAAUCCCCAUCUCUCAGCUUGUUCAAGAGACGGUCCACUUGGAGGACUCGCCACUAGUUGAUGCUUUCGAUGGCUCGUUCCGUUCCCAUGAAGAACUCUGCCUCAAAGGGAAGGAUCUGGAAGACAUCUACAUGAUAUCCUUGUGGGAGUGCGACAGGAAAUUCCGUGUCAAACUUCUCGGCAUUGAUAUCCCGACGUUUCCCAACAAAGUCCCUCGAUCGGUCUAUGUAGAAGCAGCUAUAAUAUUUGGUAGUUCGGUUAUCUCCUCGGUGUCUUCACCUCCCAAACUCUUCACAGAGGAAGUAUUGUGGAACGAGUGGCUGUGCUUUGACGUGCUCCUUAAGGACCUACCUCGUGGAGUCAAGUUGGGCUUUACCAUUAAUGCCUGCAGUUGUGACACGCCCCCUGGGAGUGACGACACAAAGGUGUCACCAAAUAAAGAUUCUAAGUCGCCUACAACCCCAGUCUCCAAAACGGUAGACCUGCAGAAAGGGAAGGCAAAAGUGCUCUACUUUGUCAAUCUUCUCCUGAUUGAUUACAGGUCAUUCCUCAGCCAGGGAUGCUUCACAUUGCACAUGUGGUCCAACCAUGACAAUGAUGAUGAGAUAAUCACUUGCCAAGCUGAUAAACUUUCCAGUGCUACUAAUCCAGACUCAUCAAACGCAAUGGCAAUCAGCUUUCUUCUUGACCACUACAGCUUCCCCGUGGUUCUCCCAACCAGCAUUAGCCCCAAUGGAUAUUCUGGUACUCCCAAUACUAGCAUUUCUCAAAGCAAAUCUGCUCCUGUCUCUGUACCCAACACAGAUUCCUUCAAACCAGUACAAGGUGAAGGAAAUGAACCUAGGACCUCAAUAUCUGCCCCUCAAAGCUUCUGUCCAAUCAAGGCUGGUCUAAGUAGAUUAAAGGAAACAGAUGAUUGCUGUGGUCCUAAUCUACCCCAGUUCCUUCGCACUGUCGAUUGGACCAACAGCAGAGCGGUUGAAGAAGUCCACUUGUUGUUGGCAAACUGGGACAUGGCAGAGCUGGAUGUGACCGUGGCCCUGGAGUUGUUGAGCAUGGACUUUGCAGAUGAGACAGUCAGAAGAUUAGCGGUGCAGAGACUGGAGAGCCUCUCCAACGACAGUGUUCUGAAGUAUUUACUGCAGUUGGUGCAGACCAUCAAGGUGGAACCUUACCAUGACAGUUUCCUUGCUCGGUACCUUAUCCAGAGAGCCCUGAGGAGCAAGCGGAUCGGCCACUUCUUCUUCUGGUACGUGCGUGGCGAGGUAACGUCCUGCCUGUAUUUCCGUCAGCGUAUGGCAGUGCUUCUGGAGGCCUACUUGCUGGGCUGUGGUCAGGCCAUGCUGGAUGGCUUCGCUCAACAGGUGCAGGCUGUGGACACUCUUCAGGAGGCUGCGGUCAUGAUUAAGAAGGCCUACCCUGAAAAAAGGGACAUUCCUCCUUCAGCUUCUCUAAAACUUCAAGAAUUUCUUCAGGACAGCAGGCUGCCCACUGAAUUCCUGCUGCCUUUGGAUCCCCGGGUCAAAGUAGGACAGAUUCUGCUUGACAAAUGCAAGGUAAUGGCGUCAAAGAAGAAACCACUGUGGUUGGAGUUCUCGCCCAUACCGUCACCUACCUCUACUACACCUGUUGGGAUCAUUUUCAAACAGGGGGAUGACCUCAGACAGGACAUGCUGGUAAUUCAGACUUUGGCAGUGAUGGACUCAAUCUGGCAAGAGCAGUCUCUGCACCUCAACCUGGUCCCAUACGGCUGCAUCUCCACAGGACACAACAUAGGCAUGAUUGAGAUUGUCAGGGAUGCUGCAACCAUCGCUGCAGUCCAGAGGAGCCAGGGAGAAACAAAUGGAUUCUUCAGGAAUGAUGCCCUCUUUGAAUGGCUCAAAUCCAAGUGUUCUCUCCAGGAAAUCCACUUCAAGACUGUAGAUCGGUUUGUAAAGUCCUGUGCCGGCUACUGUGUGGCUACAUAUGUACUAGGCAUUGGGGAUCGUCACAAUGACAACAUUAUGAUCACGGAUCAAGGCAAUUUGUUCCACAUCGACUUUGGCCACAUCUUGGGCAACAGGAAGCACUUCCUUGGUGUGAGCAGGGAGCGCGUACCAUUUGUCCUAACACCAGACUUUCUGUAUGUCAUGGGAAGGGUCAAAGGCGGCAAUAGCCUCUACUUUCAGCGUUUUCGGAACGUGUGCACCCAGGCAUAUCUUGCUCUUCGCGCACACUCUCGCCUGCUGGUCACCCUCUUCUCCCUCAUGCUCCUCUCGGGCAUGCCCGAGCUGAGCGCUGUAGAGGACAUGCGCUACCUGCGGGAGGCGCUGCAGGAGGACAAGAGUGAGGCAGAGGCCGAGGAUCAUUUCCUUCAGCAGAUUGACAUGUGUGAGCAGCUGGGCUGGACCGUGCAGGCCAACUGGUGGAUCCACCGGUUGGCAAAUAGAUAAAUGAUUAAGCAUGUUGUGUCAAAACCUACAAUGACACUUUUUUUAAAGAUAAUGUCAGUCCAUGAUGUUUUAACAUGUUAUGAUGAUUAUUAAAACAGUUUCAUCUUUUACAUUAGAGUAUUGUGUGUUCUUUAACCGGUAAAUGCGACUAUACUGCUUGGUCAAGGUACAUUCAUCUGCGAUAUUGU